Olea europaea var. sylvestris is the source of this 1071-nucleotide messenger RNA. RefSeq lists its product as uncharacterized. The record is from RefSeq and is a predicted model, not a curated record. Lineage: Eukaryota; Viridiplantae; Streptophyta; Magnoliopsida; Lamiales; Oleaceae. The transcript is spliced from 3 exons. The coding region runs from base 1 to 1071 and encodes 356 amino acids.
AUGGACUCGACAGAAGAAAGUUAUGCUAAAUUGGCCAGGUAUUGCCAUAACAUGAAGAAAACUAAUCCUGGCUCGGCAUUUUUUAUUGAGACGGAGGCCGAGAACUGCUUCAAAUUCUUCUUUAUGUCUCUUGGACAAUGCAUUCGGGGAUUUCGAAAUACUAUGCAACCCUUAAUUCUAGUCGACGGUACAACUCUGAAAUCCAAAUACCAAGACAAGUUGAUUAUUGCUACAUGUCAAGAUGCCAACAUCCAAAUCUACCAUAUUGCAUUCGGCAUAAUUAAUAAUGAGAAUGAUCUGUCGAUGCGUUGGUUCUUUACAAAGCUCAAGGAAGUAAUCGGAGAAGUCGAGGACCUUGCAUUUGUAACCGAUCGGGGACAGUCUAUAAUAAAUGGUAUCGCUGAAGUUUUUUCCAAUGCACAUCAUAGGUAUUGCAUGUACCAUAUACAAGGCAACUUGAAGACUAGGUAUCGAGGCAAAGGCAUCGUUUCACUGUUUAGGAGAGUGGCUGAAACUUACAGUAUUGAAGAGUGUAAUAGGAUGUCGAUACAAUAUGAUGACGUCAAACAACGCGAAAUCUCUCAAUGCAUUAUUCAAGAGUGGUUUCACGAUCGACGUACGGAGUCACAUAAUUGCACAAGCGUGCUAGCCGCAGCGCAAGAGGUAAAGCUCUUUAAGGCUGCAGAGAUUGGGAGAAAGUUAAAUGCCGAACCACUAAACGAGUCGCGCUUCUCUGUGGAAUAUGCACGUCAUACGACAUACAUGGUAGAUUUCACUGAUGAAACAGGUACUUGUAAACAAUUUCAGUUAGAGAGUUUUUCAUGUGAGUAUGCAGUUGCAGUGGCUAUGUAUCGAGGACUUGCAGCGAGGACAUUUUGCUCUCCUUAUUACACUGCUAAAAAAUGGAGAGUUGCGUAUGUUGAAACCAUAUUUUCACUUCCAAACGAAGUCGAGUGGGAAGUUUCCAAUCAUAUUCGCCCAUUCAAUACAUUGUCACCACCUCUCAUUGAAUCACGUGGUCCUGGACGUCCAAGUACUUCUAGAAUACCAUCUACUGGAGAGUUUUCCUGA